This is a messenger RNA of Annulohypoxylon truncatum, 1487 nucleotides long. RefSeq names its product Thioesterase/thiol ester dehydrase-isomerase. Lineage: Eukaryota; Fungi; Ascomycota; Sordariomycetes; Xylariales; Hypoxylaceae. The transcript is spliced from 3 exons. Gene Ontology annotation, cellular component: peroxisome. The record is from RefSeq and is a predicted model, not a curated record. Bases 415 to 1344 code for a protein of 309 amino acids.
CCAUAUAGCGCCUUUUCUCAAUAAUUGAACUCCCUAAGCUACGGCAGUUAUUCACUAAAACUCGGCGGAUAGAUCACUAUUAGGUCCGGGCCUUAAGCUUAAAGCUACCAUUUAAGAAUCCAUUGAUUAUCUAAUUACCGAUGCACUAAACAAGCUGGCGUGAACCUUGGUAGUAUAUCUUACCGUUUUAAGUAAAGUUAAAACACUCCACAACAAUGAACCUCGGCUUGCGGAGGAUAAAGAUGGGGAACAUCAGACGGCAUCAUUUUGCAUGAGAGAUUCAAUUGACGGUUAUAAACAUAUCAGGUAAUAGGCCACCAAAUCGGAUAUACCUUAAUAAAGCGUUGCUUUUGCUCUAAAUUAAUACUACUUUACGGCUAUUAUCCAACACUAAAUCAUCAAAGUAAAACGAAAAUGAGUGGUCCCGGUGCUGGUUUCGAAUAUCCUCCCGUCGAGGUAUCGUGGACAAAGCGUGAUGUCCUGCUGUUCGCCAACACCGUAGGCUGCACAUCAGAUGAGCUUCACUUCUUAUAUGAACUCGAUCCCAAAUUCUCCGUAUUCCCGACCUACCCGGUCAUUCUUCCGUUCAAGAAGACCCAGCAAGAUGUCAUAGACUUCUAUGCCGAGCAGAAGGCCAUCCGAAUCCCCGGCGUCCCCGAAUUCGAUGCGCGACGAGUCGUCGAUGGCCAGCGAUUGGUCCAGUUCCUCAAGCCCCUCCCGACCUCGUCCGCUGGCAAGAAAUUUGAGGUCCGUUCCAAGGUCCUAGGUGUUUAUGACAAGGGCCGCCCGGGCUCCGUCGUCGAGAUCCAGCAGGACCUCGUUGAUGCCGGCACCGGCGAGGUCUACUCGCGCGCCAUCGGCAGCUCAUUUUACGUCGCACAAGGCAACUGGGGUGGUCCUAAGGGUCCCGCGACCGAGAACUUCCCUCCUCCUAAGGGCAAGACGCCCGACGCAGUGGUUGAGCACCAGACCACAGCGCAGACGCCGCUGCUGUACCGUCUCAAUGGCGACUACAACCCUCUACACGCGCACCCGGAGCCGGGCAAGAAGAUGGGCUUCGGCGGCGUCAUCAUCCACGGCUUAUACUCGUUCAACUACUCCGCCCACGUCCUGUUGCAGCAGCUUGGAGGUAGCGACCCUGCCAAUAUCAAGGAAUUCCAGGCUCGGUUUGCGAGUCCUGUUAGGCCUGGAGACAAGAUAGUUACAUCGGUGUGGAGAACGGGAGAGAAGAAGGGCGAAUGGGAGGAGAUUAGGUUCGAGGUGAAGGUUGCGGGCGGAAAGGUGUGCCUGAGCAACGGAAGAGCGUUGAUGAAGGUCGUGAGAGAAUCUAAGAGCAAGCUAUAAGUGAAACUAUUAGGGAUAUGGGUAUCUGUAUUGUAUUUAUUUCAUAAGGUCUAAAAGUUCGAAGCGGUGUGUAAUAUGCAGUUACAGAAUCGAAUAAUUAUCAAAUAUCAUUGAAGCCUUUUAUCGUCGUUAUCGCCUGCCCU